This is a messenger RNA of Cynocephalus volans (Philippine flying lemur), 1744 nucleotides long. RefSeq names its product SUMO peptidase family member, NEDD8 specific (gene SENP8). Gene Ontology annotation, molecular function: cysteine-type peptidase activity; deNEDDylase activity. Gene Ontology annotation, biological process: proteolysis; protein deneddylation. Lineage: Eukaryota; Metazoa; Chordata; Mammalia; Dermoptera; Cynocephalidae. The record is from RefSeq and is a predicted model, not a curated record. The transcript has 4 exons. The coding region runs from base 313 to 951 and encodes 212 amino acids.
UGGUGAGGCCCGAGGCAGCCAGUGAGUGCACUGGCCAGUCCUAUAUAGGAUCCGAACCUGCGGCGGGAGCAUCGCACUCUACCAAGUGCGCCACGGGCUCGGCCCUAAAGCAUCACUUUAAAAGCAUCAUUACAAACAGCGAGAUGAAAUGAGGAACAAGAAUGUGGGCCGCAAGAAUGGUUUCUUUAAAAAUGGGAGACUCCUAGGCAUAAAGGACCCUUCCUUGGAUGAUCAUGAGCAUAUUAAUCUCACCAUACAACUUGUCUUGCUUCUGCUCUUCUGGAAUUUCUGGGCAGCCCUGGUCAGUACAAGAUGGACCCUGUAGUCUUGAGUUACAUGGACAGUCUACUGCGGCAGUCAGAUGUCUCAUUAUUGGAUCCUCCAAGCUGGCUUAAUGACCAUAUUAUUGGGUUUGCCUUUGAGUACUUUGCCAACAGUCAGUUUCGUGACUGCUCUAACCACGUCUGCUUCAUCAGCCCCGAAGUCACCCAGUUCAUCAAAUGCACUAGCAACCCAACAGAGAUCGCCAUGUUCCUCGAACCCCUGGACCUCCCCCACAAGUCAGUUGUAUUCUUAGCUAUCAAUGAUAACUCCAACCAGGCAGCUGGGGGAACCCACUGGAGUUUGUUGGUUUAUCUCCAAGAUAAAAAUAGCUUUUUUCAUUAUGAUUCCCAUAGCAGGAGCAACUCAGUUCAUGCAAGACAGGUAGCAGUGAAACUAGAGGCUUUCUUAGGCAGAAAAGGAGACAAACUAGUCUUUGUGGAAGAGAAAGCCCCUGCUCAACAAAACAGCUAUGACUGUGGAAUGUACGUGAUAUGUAACACUGAGGCCUUAUGUCAGAACUUCUUUAGGCAACAGCCAGAAUCACUACUGCAGCUACUCACUCCUACAUACAUCACAAAGAAGAGGGGAGAAUGGAAAGAUCUCAUUGCCAAACUUGCUAAAAAUUAGCUACUGAAGUAUAUUUGCAACUUUUGAAGUCUCCUCUUUCUGCCCUUCCCCAUUUAUUGGAUGGCUGCAAUCUCAGUGCCUAAGGGAAGAUGCCUGGUAGAAGAAAGCAUAUAUUCUUACUUUUUCCUGAAAGAACGUUAUCCCUGUAUUAUCCUAAUAGAAAGUUUCACUUUAACCCUGACUUGAGAGCACUAUGUCCUGUGAAAAUGUCUUGAAGUUAAGCACCAAAACAAAACCAAUUGAACUUAACAUUACUGCACACGAGAUUCAAGUAAGACUUUUCUUAUUGGUACAAAAUUAAUUCCCUUUUGGUCUCCCAUAUCCAUGUUGGCUUUUUCCAGAGGAAAAGCAAUGAUUGGUAAAACAAAUCAAGAAUAUAUGAAAUCUGCUGGUUAGAGGCACAGUGCUAUAAGAUGAAGGUGAAGGGUUCGGAUCCCAGUACACUCUAGCCACCAAAAAAAAAAAAAAAAAAAAGAAUAUAUGAAAUCUAGAGGAAUGCAAGAAGAAAACUAUAGAAGAACCAAAAACUUGUUGCACAGCCUACAUAAUUAAAGAGGUCAACUGCUGGAAGCAUAUCAAGGUCUAACUUUAUUCAAGACCUAAAUAAUAUGAGAAUCAGCAGAUAUCUCUCUCAUUCACUAGGCAAAGGCUUUCCUGUCUAUCUGCACAACCUUUGCAGAUAUUUGAUAAAGGUGAUGUUAGCCCAUCUUCCUUCAUCUGAUUCCGGGAAUACUUCAAGAAAGGGGAAAUCUUGAGUAACUUCAUUAAAAUAAAUGACUGUAAUGGACCUCUU